Molecule: messenger RNA, 1614 nt
Organism: Mercurialis annua (annual mercury)
Lineage: Eukaryota; Viridiplantae; Streptophyta; Magnoliopsida; Malpighiales; Euphorbiaceae
Exons: 4
Coding region: 1-1614 (537 amino acids)
Source: RefSeq, a predicted model, not a curated record
AUGAAUCAGGACCGCAGUUGGAUGUAUAUUAGACAUAGUAAUGGAUUGCUAGCGGAAGGAUUUUUUGAUAAGGUUGAGGAGUUUGUCGACUUUGCUUUACGACAUCCUAAAUGUAAGAGUGGGGCAAAAAUCAAAUGGCCGUGCUCUAGGAGAAAAUGCAGAAACACAAAUUACCGAGAUCCAGAAGAUGUCAAGUUACAUGUGUUGCAGUCUAGGUUUGUUGAAGAUUACCAAGUGUGGGUUCAUCACGGUGAGGGCACUGUCCUGAAUCCUUCUCCUUGGGCACAACCACCGGGUAAUUACGAUCAGUUUGACUACGGAAAUGACGAGGACGGUUUUGAUGCAGUUCAGAGAAUGGUGAUCGAUGCAGAUGGUCCUGAAAUGUUUACUGAUGAAGAGCCUCCUAAUCAAGAAGCCCAGAGAUUUUAUGAUAUGAUGCGUUCGGCGGAAGAAGAAAUAUGGCCCGGGAAUAACAGACACUCCCCUUUGUCCGCGGCAACUAACAUGUUGGACAUUAAAUGUCGCCAUCAGGGUUUAGUUGCUUUAAUUGACGACAUUUGUAGUUUAAUGCAAGAAUUGCUGCCAGAGGACAACAAGAUGCCAUCGAAUUUUUCUAAAAUUAAAAAGCUGGGGGAAGAUGAGGCUUUAACGUAUUGUAAAGUUUGUGGCCACGAACGGUGGAAACCAGUUACCAAAAGCAAUUCUUCCAGAAAACGAAAGGCCAACGUGCCAUAUAAGAAGAUGUUUUAUUUUCCAAUUACUCCGAGGCUGCAGAGGUUGUAUGCUUCGAAAGCCACAGCUGGGCAUAUGACAUGGCAUGCCAAACAUGAAAUGGAAGACGGGAAAAUGUGUCAUCCGUCUGAUUCUCCAGCUUGGAAACGGUUUAGUGAGUUGCAUACGGAUUUUGCUGACGAACCUCGAAAUGAUGAGUUCAAGUUUUUAACGAUACUUGUCCCGGGUCCGCGUAAUCCGAAAAACACUAUGGACAUUUUCCUCCAGCCGUUGAUAGUAGAGUUAAACCAAUUGUGGGAAUCUGGGAUCUGGACCUUUGUUAUUCACAAGCGUCAGAACUUUCAGAUGAAAGCGGCCCUUAUGUGGACAAUUAAUGAUUUCUCGGCCUAUUCAAUGCUAUCUGGUUGGAGCACAUUAGGUAGAUUGGCAUGUCCAUAUUGCAUGGAAGAUACGAAUGCAUUCACACUUACUGAGAGUGGUAAACAAUCAUGGGUGAAAACAGGAGAUGAACUGUUGGCAGAGGUGGACCACCUAGGGUUUAGGAGGGCAUAUGAGCCCGAUGCAAAAGCUAUUAAUGCCGAUUUGUCGAAGAAGUGUGGUUGGAACAGAAAAAGUAUAUUUUGGGAUUUGCCGUAUUGGAGAACAAAUGUGAUUCGGCAUAAUUUUGAUGUCAUGCAUAUCGAGAAAAAUAUUUUUGACAACGUUUUCAAUGCCGUGCUGAAUGUUCCUGGGAAGACUAAGGACCAUGCAAAAUCUAGGGCAGAGUUAAAUGAUCUUUGCGAUCGUCCGGAACUAGCACACGACCCAACUAUUGGUAGAUAUCCGAAUUAUGCUCUGGACAAGGAAAAAAAAAUUAUUGCUAGAAUGGAUUCAGCAAAUUAA